Molecule: messenger RNA, 1349 nt
Organism: Clupea harengus (Atlantic herring)
Lineage: Eukaryota; Metazoa; Chordata; Actinopteri; Clupeiformes; Clupeidae
Gene: hmgn7
Product: high mobility group nucleosomal binding domain 7
Biological process (GO): chromatin organization
Cellular component (GO): chromatin; nucleus
Molecular function (GO): nucleosomal DNA binding
Source: RefSeq, a predicted model, not a curated record
UCAACCACUGGUUUUAAUGUAACAGUGUGUUUACUACAGGACCAGAGCUCUGCGAAAAGCUGUCCAUCUAAACUGUGAAGUCUAAAUUAAACAGAUAACCUCUUAGUUUCACGUAAAGAAGAAAACAGUAAAGGAAUCCACCAUGCCUAAAAGAAAGGGAACCGAUGGAGAGGUUAAAGGAGAACCCCAGAGAAGAUCUGCCAGGUUAUCAGCGCAGAAACCAGUUCCUGCAAAACCAGAACCGAAACCUAAAAAGACACUGAAGAAAGAUAAAGAGGUGAACGACAAAAAAGAGGAGAAAAAGAAGGCAAAGGCUGAGGAGCCUAAAGAAGAGAACAAGUCGGAAAAUGGGGAGACCAAGACUAAUGAGGUGGAGAAGACCCCAGAGGCCGAGCCUGAACCGGAAAAGGAGGAAUCGAAGACCGAGUAGCACCACGCCAACCCAUUCAUCCAUCCAUCUGUCCAUCCGUCCAUUCAGGCCCCUACUUCAGCAGCCCCCAGUCUCACCUGGAUCCCUGUCCCUCUCCCCCAUUUUUUUCUUCACCUUCACCAGAGAAAUAUUUUUAUCAACAAUUUUGUAAAUACUGGUACAGGUUUUUAGCACAAAACAAAGCUAAAUGUGUUCAGCCUCAGUCAUAUCAGGUGUUUCCAUUGCCAGCAAAAGGAUGGUGUGAGUUCUUCUGGUGUUUCCUGGGGAGACCACCGUUGCCCCAGUGCAUUCAUUGCAUAUAUGAUCAAUGCAGUGUAAUGACAUGACAAAACUCUGGGCAGUCAGAACUUACGGAAACGAGAAGAAACGUGUCAUGAAUCUGCAACGGCAUACUUUUGUCUGAAUUGUUUUUAAUAUAUUGUUAGGUCCUUGUUUGGGAGUUUGUAGUGGGAGUUGGCUGGUGGCUUGGUGGUAGGUGAUGGUGUGUUCUUGGUUCACCAGCGCAGUCUGUGCCAGUUUAGUGGUUGUUUAUACUCUGGGGUCUGUGCAGUGUUGUUCUUAAUUUGGGGGUUUUAUUUUAAUUUCUUUACAAAUUAAUUGUCUAUGAGAAAGAGGAAUAAUCAAGCAUUCUUGACAGAUAACUGAAAACAUUCCAGGCACGGUUCAAAAGGUGGUCUCCUUCACAUUUGAGUAAUAAUGCAGCUGAAUUGAUUUGUUAAGACAGAUAAAGCUAACAGGACAAAUAAAUAAACAUAAAAAAAAGAUUGUGUGUAAUUAUGCAGGACAUUUUUUGGAAUUUAAAAAACAAGAAUGGCAAUUUUUUAACACUGAAAAUUCAUCUCUAAAGACCUGGGGUUGUGUGCGUUCCCACUAAAGCUCUGGAUGUCUCAUAAUAAAAUUAUCAUGUAAGUUUUCCUCA